Diabrotica virgifera virgifera (western corn rootworm) is the source of this 1815-nucleotide messenger RNA. RefSeq lists its product as uncharacterized. Bases 23 to 418 code for a protein of 131 amino acids. The transcript has 4 exons. NCBI's taxonomy places the organism in Eukaryota, Metazoa, Arthropoda, Insecta, Coleoptera, Chrysomelidae. The record is from RefSeq and is a predicted model, not a curated record.
ACUUGCUAGAAAAAAAGUUCUUAUGGCUGAAACUACUAGUGACCUUAAUACAGAUACAGAGGCGGGUAAUAAAAGACGUAGAAAGAAGAAAAUUAUAUCCUCUUCUUCUGAAUCUGAUGAAAAUGAUGAACCUACGGAACAUGCAUCAAAUAGGAAGCAAUUUAAAGUUACUAAAAUGCCUACCCCACCAAUUUGGACCAACGACAUGGCUGAAAUGGUAGACGAGUUAACUGUUUCGAACACACCAAGUCAAACAGGCAAUAGUUCUACCCCCUGCUUUACCCCUGGUCAAGUUCAUCAUGAUCGUAACAUGGGUCCAGGUUCGAAAAGCAAUUACACCACACCAAAAAGGGCCUUGAAGGAAAUACAUGAGAAUUUGAAUAAUGUUGAUUUUAUUUUUUUCCAAACUUGGUGGUAACAAUAUAUACGAAUUCAUUAGGCGUUGCAUCGGGCCCCUUGUAACUGAUGGCCUGGCCGAACAAUUUUCCUUUACAGGAAACUGGAAGGAAAGGAAAACUGGUUUUUGAAAAAUUAAAUCUAGCUAAAUCUGUACUAGAAGCUGGGCAAAAGGCACAUGGGAUCAAUGGGAUCACCAGAAAGGAGAUUGAAAAAAAAAAAUUGGCGAUUGGCUACGAAGAGCCAAAGAAAGCAGAUUAAGAACAGAGAAAUUGAAUGUAUAAACAUCUUAUGUAACAUUUUUUACUAGGUAUCGGGAAAUAAAACAUUGUUAAACAAAUCAUAGCAUUGUGUAUCAGUUGCUAUACAGGGUGUAUCAACGAUGUGUGGGGGUGAGCGAUAGGUGCUUCCCUAUUUGAGAUAGGAAAAAAGCCUUAAAUAAAAGUUGUGGAGAUCAGUGAAAUCUAUGUUACAAAAAUAUUUACCCUUAUACAGGGUGUUGGAUAAAUGUGUGACAAAGAUAUGUUUUUUUUAAAUGGAACACCCUAUAUAUUUUUACUUUAAAAUCUUUUUAAUGAGUUGAUUUCAAUGGUACUUCACACUUACUAUCUAUUAUUGUGAUUAGUUGAGGAUCUACAGCUACUGGAAAUUGUCAAUUUUUCAAAUUCAGGUGGCUGUAGUAGCUAAACCAGUAAAAAUUUUUAAAAAUUUCAUGUUCCUUUCCUAACUUUUCAAGUUCUAUUGAGUGACAUGAAAAAUUAUUUAAUACAGUCAUUUAAUACAACAUGAAAGCCAUUUUUCGAAAUUUUGGACUGUUUAGCUACUACAGCCACCUGAAUUUGAAAAAUUGACCAUUUCCAGUGGCUGUAGGUCCUCAACUAAUCACAAUAGAUAGAAGUGUGAAGUACCAUUGAAAUCAGCUCAUUGAAAAGAUUUUAAAAAUAUAAAGAUAUAUAGGGUGUUCUAUUUAAAAAAACAUAUCUUUGAUAAGUCACACCUUUAUCCAACACCCUGUAUGAGGGUAAAUAUUUUUGUAACAUAGAUUUCAGUGAUCUCUACAAACUUUUAUUUAAGACAUUUUUUCCUAUCUCAAAUAGGGAAGCACUUAUCGCCCACCCACAUAUCGUUGAUACACCCUGUAUGUACUUGUUUACCAAUGCUUUAUACAGGGUCUUCAUUUCAAAACUAGACAGUUCAAAUAUAUUUUGAUUGUAGUAAAAUGUAAAAAAAUUAAAAAAACACGUCAAAUUUUAUAUCAAGGGGGACACUUUUUUUUUCGUAAUUGCAGCAUCGAUACUUCAACCCUCGAGCAGUAGAGUGAACUCCUGAAAUUUAUAUAGGGAAAGUACCAAGUGUGCCAUAUUUUUGAAAAGGUAAUUAUAUGGGGAAUUCAGCAAUACCAAUAUUGUUGUGUCAAAU